Molecule: messenger RNA, 5084 nt
Organism: Epinephelus fuscoguttatus (brown-marbled grouper)
Lineage: Eukaryota; Metazoa; Chordata; Actinopteri; Perciformes; Serranidae
Gene: epha2b
Product: eph receptor A2 b
Exons: 17
Coding region: 74-3070 (998 amino acids)
Biological process (GO): cell surface receptor protein tyrosine kinase signaling pathway; axon guidance; protein phosphorylation
Cellular component (GO): plasma membrane; neuron projection
Molecular function (GO): transmembrane-ephrin receptor activity; ATP binding; protein binding
Source: RefSeq, a predicted model, not a curated record
UAGCGCUCACCUCUCAGUCCCAGCCAAGCCCAGGAGCGGAGAGAGAAAGAGAGAGGAAGGAAAAGUUUGCCAAAUGGAUUUCUCUGCCGGAGUCAGACCUUUAUUAUUUUCAUAUGUACUCAUUAACGGCAUAUUAAUUACUUUACAGACUAAAGAAGAGGUGCUUUUGGACAUGAGGGCAACAGGAGGUGAACUGGGCUGGCUGACAUGGCCCUUAGAUCAGGGAGACAAGCCUGGGUGGGAGGUCACCCAGAAGUCCCUGAAUGGCUCUCAAUUCUAUACGUAUUCCGUCUGCAAUGUUGGGGAACGUGAGCAGGACAACUGGCUGCGCACCACCUUCAUUCAGCGGCGUCCAUCAGCUUCCCGGGUUUUUGUUGAACUGCAGUUCAUCGUGCGAGAUUGCAACUCUUUUGAUGCCACCUCGCUGACCUGCAAGGAAACCUUCAACCUCUACACAUCUGAAUCAGAUGCAGACGUGGGCACUACUUUCCGCAAGGGCCAGUUUAGGAAAGUGGCCACCAUAGCGCCUGAUGAGAUCACCAGCAAAAAUGACCUGCGAAUCAACACUGAGACGCGAGUGGUGGAGAACCUGUCUCGAAAAGGCUUCUACUUGGCUUUUCAAGACAUCGGAGCCUGCGUUGCUCUCCUCUCCACCAGGGUCUACUACAAGACAUGUCCAGCCACAGUGCAGAGCCUUGCAUCAUUCCCUGAGACUGUGGCCGGAGGUGGUGAGAACCAGGCGCUGAAGGAAGUGAACGGGGAGUGCGUGGAAAACGCCGUCAGCGAGGAGCUGCCUCGCAUCUACUGCACUGUGGAUGGGGAGUGGGUGGUACCUGUUGGACAGUGCCAGUGCAAACCAGGUUAUGAAGAAGUCAACGAUUCGUGUCAAGAAUGUCAGCCUGGCUUCUUCAAAGCUGCAGCAUCCAGUGACAAGUGUGAGCAGUGUCCUGCCAACACCCAGAGGUUGGACUCUGGUGCUCUUCUUUGUCCCUGUGUGGAUGGCUUCUACCGGGCCCCAACUGACCCCCCUACUGGACCCUGCUCAGGCCUUCCCUCUGCCCCACGAGACCUUGUGGCCAUCACCACCCAGCUCUCCGCAGGAAAACUCCUCCUCUCCUGGAGCCCGCCUGAAGACACUGGAGGUCGAACUGACAUCACCUACAGCGUUGAAUGCCAGCGAUGCGAGGGCAGUGUGUGCCAGCCCUGUGGAGAGAAAAUCCGCUACGAGCCGGCCAGCACGGGCCUGACCGACACCAAGGUUUCAGUGAGUGAGUUGGAUGCUCACCUCAACUACACCUUCAAUGUGGAGGCACACAGCGGCGUGUCGAUGUUUGCCAGUCAGGCGACACCGCGGGUUUUUAGACCACCAUCCACCAACACUCUGACUACAUCGCUGCACUACACAGAGCCCCCCAAGAUUACCACGAUGCGACUGGUUGAGAGGACCUCCACCAGCUUGUCCCUUUCCUGGGAUGUAUCCCCCAGACCACGGAUCCAAUCCCGGCCCAUCCGCUAUGAACUUACCUACCGCAAGAAGGAUGAUAACCUGGAUGUGACUACCUACAUCGUGCUCAUACUGGAGAAGAAUUUUGUGCAUAUCAACGAUUUGACCCCAGGCACGGCUUACCUCUUCAGGGUGCAGGCCCUUGGAAGCGAUGGCAGCCCUGGAGGCUCCAGCAUGGAGGAACAAUUUGAGACCUCAUCUGAAGGACGCCUUACUCAAAACAACACGGCAGUCAUCUUCGGCGCAGCAGUUGGAGGCGCGGCCAUGUUGUUCAUAGUGGCCGUGGUCCUGUUCCUACGCAGACGGAAAAGAAACUCCCACACCAGACAAGGACCAGAGGACACCUACUUCGCCAGCUCAGAGCAAUUAAAGCCUCUGAAGACCUACGUGGAUCCACAUACAUACGAGGACCCCAACAUAGCAGUCCUGAAGUUUGCCACUGAAAUCCACCCCAGCCACAUAACCAAACAGAAAGUCAUUGGAGCUGGGGAGUUCGGUGAGGUGUAUCGUGGCAUUCUGAAGGUCCCGGGGAGGAAAGACGUGGCAGUGGCUAUCAAGACACUGAAGCCAGGUUACACAGAAAAGCAGAGGCAGGAUUUCCUAAGCGAGGCCUCCAUCAUGGGCCAGUUCUCCCACCAAAACAUCAUUCGCUUGGAAGGAGUGGUCACCAAAUGUAAGGAUUUCUUCAAACAUGCCAUGAUUGUGACUGAAUACAUGGAGAAUGGAGCACUGGACAGGUACCUUAAGGACCACGAUGGUGAGUUUCCCUCCUUCCAGCUGGUAGGCAUGCUGCGCGGCAUCGCAGCAGGCAUGAAGUACCUCUCUGACAUGAGCUACGUCCACCGCGAUCUCGCUGCCCGCAACAUCCUCGUCAACAACAACCUGGAAUGUAAAGUGUCAGACUUCGGCCUGUCCAGGGUGCUGGAGGAUGAUCCCGAGGGGACAUAUACCACAAGUGGAGGUAAGAUCCCCAUUCGCUGGACAGCUCCUGAGGCAAUAGCAUACAGGAAGUUCACCUCAGCCAGUGAUGUGUGGAGUUUUGGCAUUGUCAUGUGGGAGGUCAUGGCCUUUGGCGAGAGGCCUUACUGGGACAUGAGUAACCAUGAGGUGAUGAAGGCCAUCAAUGAGGCUUUUAGGCUGCCAGCGCCAAUGGACUGUCCCUCAGCCGUUUACCAGCUGAUGCUGCAGUGCUGGCUCCAGGAUCGCUCCAAGAGGCCGCGCUUCGGAGACAUUGUCAACCUGCUGGACAAGCUGCUGCGGAGCCCAGACUCCCUGAAGACCAUCGCAGACUUUGACCCACGCAUAUCCAUCCGCCUUCCCAGCACCAGCGGCUCGGACGGUUCCCCCUUCAGGUCGGUGUCUGAGUGGCUGGAAUCCAUCAAGAUGAGUCAGUACAGUGAGAACUUCACCUGCGCUGGGGUGGUCACCAUGGAGCAGGUCCUGCAGAUGAAGAAUGAGGAUAUUAAGAACAUUGGGGUGAGGCUUCCUGGCCAUUUGAAAAGAAUUGCUUACAGCAUUUUGGGUUUAAAGGACCAGACCAGCACCCUGAGCGUCUUUGCAGUGUGAUCCUGACAACGAAGGGAAUUAAAUUCGGGCACUGAAGCCGGCAGCCCUUUGGACUCCAACCUAAGCUGGGGUAAAACUGCAGGGACGGCCUUGGAUCGGCAGGACCAAGAAAACAGCGCCAUCCUUUGCGGCCGACUGAAUCAGACUGACUUACUGUACAUUUUUGAUUUCUUCAUCUUAUCCACACGGGAAACAAGCAAAUAUACAACAAUAGAUGUAUCAAGUAGACUCUGUAUAUUUAGAUAUCUAUUUUUAUUAUCCAUGCCUUUUGUACAGUUACAUUUCAUUGCUCAUGCAUUUAUUUUUUAUCCCCUUCAUUUUGCAUUCCUGCUUUAUAAAAAUCAACAAUCAAUCCAGUUCUGGGAACGGCUUCAGUUUACCCUGAGCUUGUUGCAUGUGGUAUCAAACAAACAAGGGAAGAACAGUAAGUGUGAUAGUGUGGGAGCAGUGGAGUCGGGGCCUGGCUCAGGUUGUGGUUGGUGCUGAUGUCACAGCGUUUCCCUUUAAUUGGCACUUUGGUCCAUUUCCUGUCAGACCGAUGAGGAUGGAAUGUUUUCGAGAGGGCUGAAAUGAGCUUGAGCUGGCCCAGAGUUAAAGAGAUGGUGUUGCUUAGGUGUAUAAACACAGACAGACCUGGUGUUGUUACUGGCCUUCUGCUGGCUGCAGGAAUUAAGCUAUAAUCAUAUAAGUAAUGUUAUAUGAAUAAAAAGAGAGAGCAUAUAUGUGAGGUACUCUUUGUGUACAGACUACCCAAAACACUGGGGUUAAAACGUUUAAUGUAGCACUUGGAUCGAGAAUCUUAUUGUCUUGGUUUGUCUCAGACUUGCAAGAAAAGGGCAAUUACACACAAAAUCCUGAACAAAAAUGAAAUGUAUCGAAGCAUGGGCGUAGAUUUCAGGGGGGACAAAGGGGGCAUGUCACCCUAUUUAGAAUGCGCAUUUGACUCCCCAGUGAAAGUAGCGGAGGACUUUUAUUUUGAUGUCAUUGACAUGACAGUGAACCCCAAACCCCCCCUUUUAAUAUUUGUCCCCCCAAAUGUUGAAACAAAACCUGCGCUCUUGUAUCGAAGUGAUAAAUUGUGUGAAUGCAACUAAUUAGAAUACAAUCUGUUUUUAGCGUGCCGGUAAUGAAGAGGCAGAGGGUGAAGUUUGCCAAAAAUGCAAAAGCCCCAGGAAAAAAAAAAAAAAAAAAAGAUUUUAUGAUGAUGAGUCUUGUUGUGGUUGACAUGAUUUCAUACUUAAUAAUAGUUUGGUUUUCAAUUUCAUUGUCUCGUUUAGUUUUGUAGAAGCUAUAAAAAUAUCCAUUCAUGUUUCUGUUGGUUUGAGUAACAUGUUGACCGGAUGAAACUAUAUGCUUUGACAAUUAAGUGCCCAGCUCGUUCCAGACAUUCAAAGACAUUUUAAAGUGCCUGUUUGUGGAACAUUAGCGAGAGUUUGCUUCUGUGUGUUUUAAUGAAGCAGCUCUCCACUGUAGUGGGAAGUGUAUAGUGGACAGUUUCCCCAGUGCUCUUAAUUGAUGACUGCAAAUCAUUGUGUUACUGAUGUACACCUUCCUUUACUUGAAUUUUUACUGUGUUUUUCAAAUGUAUCCAUGAUACUAUUGUAGCUGAUAGAUCCAACUUUGGAAAAGGGAUUUUUUUUUUGUUUUUGUUUUUUGUUAUUACUCUGGUUUACUGGUUGCAAUUACAUUUUGUACAUUUUGUAUGAUUUCACUAUCACCAAACUGAUUAUUUUUCUAAGCUCAUCACUUUCCAAAACGAUGUCUCCUACCUUUGCUGCCUUUCCAAACCUUUUGAGAGUUCCUUCAACAAAAAGCAAACUCCUUCCUUUUUGCCUGUUGUUUUAUACUGUAUUUAAUAGCCUAUUUAUUUUUUACUUUUAUUUAUUUAUGCUGAUAAACACUGAGCUGGGACUAUAAUUGAAGGUUGUGCUCUCAUUCUCAAUAAAAAAAAGUAAAAGCCCUAAUGUUCCUUUUUUUAAUUCUUGAAUUAUUACUGCCAUCCUGAGAUCGCCUU